Fimicolochytrium jonesii is the source of this 1443-nucleotide messenger RNA. RefSeq lists its product as uncharacterized. The transcript has 5 exons. Gene Ontology annotation, biological process: tRNA modification. The coding region runs from base 355 to 1443 and encodes 362 amino acids. Lineage: Eukaryota; Fungi; Chytridiomycota; Chytridiomycetes; Spizellomycetales; Powellomycetaceae. The record is from RefSeq and is a predicted model, not a curated record.
AGGCAGUGAGUGCUGUACUGUACAAGCAGUAUGUGCUUUCUCCGGAGCGACUUGCAGCAACAGCGGUCGCCGCAAGCUGCAUGUUCGUUGCAUUGGGCCGUGAGCGCGACGUGUUGUCCGAUCUGCAUUCGAGUCAGUCCAGUAAGCCCAGCGGACAUCGACAUCGAUCCGACGCCCACGCCAACCCCAUUUAAUCAUUGACAAAGCUGACGAUCACGACCCCAGGCGCAAAGUCCCUUCUAGCAACCGCUUCCUCUCGCCGCCUCCAACCCGCACACACCCCCGGUGCCCUUCCCUGUCCCUCACUUACCCCCAUACAAUAACCCCUCAAAACCAACCACAUUCGCCUGAACAAUGCCCUCAAUAGCCACCCCAUCCUCAACCCCCUGUCCCCUCCCAUCACCCGGCCAAUUCCUCUCCACCGUCUCUUCAUCCUGCACAACCCUCGCCCAGCUCGCCGCCCCGGAUAUCUCGAUAAACAGCGAUGCGAUAUCGACAUUUGUGGAGGGAUUGGAUCGUGGUAUCUAUGAAGAUGUUGCCAACCAGCCUACUGUGAGACUUCCCUUGAAAUUCGAGAGUGUGGAGCAGGAGUGCAAUGUGAUGGGGUUAAUUGGGUUGUUGGGGUUUGGGAGUGGGUGGGAUGAUAUGCUGGGGGAGAGGGAUGCGGGGGGGACUGUGCUUUUUGGUGUGAUGUCGAUGCAUAUUUCGGCGACAAAGAUCGAUGGGGAGUAUAUGAGUAAGAUGGGGCUAGCGCUGGUCUCCGAACUCUUCAACAUCCCUCUCACGCGGGACGUCCCCCACGCCACGCUGCCAAUAACCCUCACAGAGCCACACCCGCUCCGCAAAUACGCCGAGCAGCUCCUACACGUCAUCAACGAGACCGGCACACUCCUCAAAGAAAAAGGAUACCGCAACCUGGGCCACUUUAUCCUGGACGCGGCGCGGCAGGGGUCCAUGGACGCCCUGGUGGAAGCCCUCGUGACGACGAUCCCGUCGUUGAGGGAUAUGGAGCGGUGGGGCGGGGUUGACAUCUACUUCUUCCGCCGCGCCCAACUCAUCGCCCUACACACCUUCCACAUCCUCCACUGCCACCGCCCGUCUUCACCAUUCCCACCGACCGCACCCCACACGCUAACCCUCACCCCCGACCCCGCCCUCCUCUCACACCUCAUUUUCCACAACAUCGUCACACUCUCACCCACGAUGCAGACCAAACUGGCCGCGGAUGUGGAUAUGACGGCCGAGGUGGAACGAUGGGAUUUACGGCUGAGGGCUGUGGGUGUGGAGGCGGGACGGAGGGUUGUGCAGGCUGCUGCUGCUGCGGGGGUGGGGAUGAGUGCGGGGGAUUUGGAGGCGUAUUUGAGAAGGGUGGGGAGCCAGGAGGAGGAGGAGCGGGGGAAGGUGGUGGGCGGGUUUGGGGGCAGGGAAUCGGUUUUCUAUUAG